GCCGGCAUCCCCCUGCACCGCCAGGUUACGCGCACCCUCCCUCCCACAUCCCCUCACCGACCCUCGUCAUGGCCUUCCUCGACCCGUCCCAGGCAAAGGCGCACCUCGCGACCUACUCGCGCAACGACGGCCUCUCGGUCCGCGAGCUCAUGGACUCGCAGAAGCAGGGCGGCCUCACCUACAACGACUUCCUCGUCCUCCCCGGCCACAUCAACUUCCCCGCGAGCGCCGUCUCGCUCGAGUCGCGCGUCACCAAGAAGACGGUCCUCAAGACCCCGUUCCUCUCGUCCCCGAUGGACACCGUCACCGAGACCGACAUGGCCAUCACUAUGGCGCUCCUCGGCGGCCUCGGCGUCAUCCACCACAACCUGCCCGCCCAGAUGCAGGCCGACAUGGUUCGCGCCGUCAAGAAGUUCGAGAACGGCUUCAUCACCGACCCGGUCUGCCUCAGCCCGUCUGGUACGGUCGCAGACGUGUGGAAGAUCAAGGAGACGCAGGGCUUCUGCGGCAUCCCCAUCACCGACUCGGGCAAGCUCGGCGGCAAGCUCCUCGGCAUCGUCACCGGCCGCGACAUCCAGUUCCGCCCGUCCAACGCCUCGCUCGAGUCGGUCAUGACCCAGGGCGCCGACCUCGUCACCGGCCGCUCGGGCAUCACGCUCGAGCAGGCCAACGACAUCCUGCGCGACAGCAAGAAGGGCAAGCUCCCGCUCGUCGACUCGGAGGGCCGCCUCGUCGCGCUCCUCGCCCGCUCGGACCUCCUCAAGAACAAGGACUACCCGCUCGCGUCCAAGAAGCCCGACUCGAAGCAGCUCAUCUGCGCCGCCGCGAUCGGCACCCGUGGGCCCGACCGCGACCGCCUGCGCCUCCUCGCCGAGGCCGGCCUCGACAUCGUCGUCCUCGACUCGUCGCAGGGCAACUCGGUCUUCCAGCUCGAGAUGAUCCAGUGGAUCAAGCAGACGUUCCCCGACAUCGAGGUCAUCGCCGGCAACGUCGUCACGCGCGAGCAGGCCGCCGAGCUCAUCCAGGCCGGCGCCGACGGCCUCCGGGUUGGCAUGGGCUCGGGCUCGAUCUGCAUCACGCAGGAGGUGACGGCCGUCGGUCGCCCGCAGGCGACAGCGGUGUUUGCCGUCGCCGAGUUUGCGCGCCAGUUCGGCGUGCCCGUCGUGGCCGACGGCGGCAUCUCGAACGUCGGCCACAUCGCCAAGGCGCUCGCGCUCGGCGCGUCGGCCGUCAUGAUGGGCGGUCUCCUCGCCGGCACGACCGAGUCGCCCGGCGAGUUCUUCUACAACGAGGGCAAGCGCCUCAAGAAGUACCGCGGCAUGGGCUCGAUCGACGCCAUGGACGCCGGCACGCAGAAGGGCCAGACCAAGGUCGACGAGAUCGACAACGCCGCCACGUCGCGCUACUUCUCCGAGGGCGACUCGGUCCGCGUCGCGCAGGGCGUCGCCGGCUCGGUCGCCGACAAGGGCUCGCUCAAGCGCUUCCUCCCGUACCUGUACGCCGGCCUGCAGCACUCGCUCCAGGACAUGGGCACCGACUCGGUCGCCAAGAUGCAGGACCAGGCGUUCGACGGCACGCUCCGGUUCGAGCUGCGCACGGCGAGCGCCCAGAUCGAGGGCGGCGUGCACGGCCUCCACUCGUUCGAGAAGCGCCUCUUCUCCUAGGCGCCUCGUCGCCCCUUCUUCCUGCGCAGGUCGUCGGUCGGUCGGUGAGCGAGGAGGCUUGUAUCGUUGGUGUCGCAGCAGUCGUGGUUGGGUCGGGUUGUGCGUUCCUCCUCCUUCUCCCACCUCGCGCUCCCCUUGUAGUUUUCCCUCCCCCUCUCGCCUGGUUUAUUCCCCUCAUUGCCCUAGAUCCUCGCGCCAUGCCAAACAUCGCACACGCAUUCUGCGCUCGCUCGUU
Molecule: messenger RNA, 1899 nt
Organism: Rhodotorula graminis WP1
Lineage: Eukaryota; Fungi; Basidiomycota; Microbotryomycetes; Sporidiobolales; Sporidiobolaceae
Exons: 4
Coding region: 69-1664 (531 amino acids)
Biological process (GO): GTP biosynthetic process
Cellular component (GO): cytoplasm
Molecular function (GO): IMP dehydrogenase activity
Source: RefSeq, a predicted model, not a curated record